AUGGCCAGGAAGGGACAGAAGAACACGACUGCGGAAAUUAGUGAUCAUUUUUCUCUGAUAAAUGAGCAGCAGGUUGAUGAUAUCACGUUAGAGUUUUUUUAUAAACCGCACACGCUUACUUUAUUGUUAAUCGUCGUACUCACAGCACUGUACUUCGCGUUUACAAGGGAUGAAGUCACUUCGAAAGAAAAUAUUCGGGACGGUAUUUGCUGCGCUGUGUUCUUCUUCCUCGUCUUAAGCGUUCUGACAUUUCCGAAUGGACCAUUUACGAGACCUCAUCCUGCUUUAUGGCGCAUCGUGUUUGGUAUUGGUGUACUUUACUUGCUUUCAUUGGUAUUCAUUCUUUUCCAAAGUCUUAGCGAUGUGAAGUAUGUGAUACACUGGCUUUACCCAGAACUCAGGGGUAGUGAACCUGAUUCAAAGGAAUAUGCUGUCAAUUGUUCACAAAUUACCAUGGAAAAAAUAUGGAGUCAUUUCGAUGUGUUUCUCUUUUCCCACUUUUUUUGCUGGAUACUGAAAACAAUGGUUGUGAGGCAUUAUGGGAUAUGUUGGACAAUGAGUAUUACCUGGGAGAUCACAGAGGUCGCCUUUAUACAUCUUCUUCCAAAUUUUGCUGAAUGUUGGUGGGACCAGUUGAUUUUAGACAUACUAAUAUGCAAUGGCCUGGGAAUAUGGAUAGGAAUGGUCAUCUGUAAAAAACUUGAAAUGAGGUCAUUCAAAUGGGAAAGUAUAAGAAAUAUCCCAUCAACCUCAGGAAAAAUACGACGGGCCGUUCUUCAGUUCACGCCAGCCAGUUGGACCCAUGUGAGGUGGUUAGACCCAACUUCGUCAUAUAUGCGUGUUAUUGCUGUGUACAUUAUGCUCGUUUUAUGGCAGGUGAAUGGAUUGAACACUUUUUUCUUGAAGCAUAUACUAUUAAUUCCAACCAGUCACUCAAUAAAUAUUUAUCGGGUGGUUUUAAUAUCUAUAAUUGGAGCGCCAUCUAUCAGGCAAUACUAUUGUUAUGUUACUGAUCCAAUGUGUAAACGACUGGGAACCCAGUGUUGGGUACUUUGUGCUAUUGUGAUGACGGAGACUUUAAUAUCCAUGAAACUGGGCAUGGAAGUGUUUGCACAAACCAUAUUGACAAACGUCAUACUUUGGUUAGUUGUUCAGGAAUCUCGCCAGAAUGAUGCCAACAUGUCGACACAGUACUGGCCAAUCAGUGAAAGCAGCCAAUAUUCCAAAGUUAUGGAUGAACAAUCCAACAACCUAGCAGUACACCAAAAUAAUGAUUUAUCCUUUAUCUACCAAGAACGGCGAAACGGGCAUAUGAAAACUGGCCGUGUGAAAAUCAAAAAACGGGCGAAAUCUCAGAAGUCAGGGGGUAACUAG
Messenger RNA from Saccoglossus kowalevskii, 1374 nucleotides. RefSeq names its product phosphatidylserine synthase 1-like. Gene Ontology annotation, molecular function: L-serine-phosphatidylethanolamine phosphatidyltransferase activity. The record is from RefSeq and is a predicted model, not a curated record. Lineage: Eukaryota; Metazoa; Hemichordata; Enteropneusta; Harrimaniidae. Gene Ontology annotation, biological process: phosphatidylserine biosynthetic process.